AUGAUGGAUUUUGACGAAAGGGUCCCCGUCGGAUCGAACAUGUAUUUGCCCAGUUGCACUUAUUACGUGUCUGCGGGGGCAGAUUUCUCCGGUCUUCCCUCGUUUUUAUCCCAGUCCCCGUCCACCCGCCCCAUGACAUACUCCUAUUCCUCUAACCUGCCGCAGGUCCAACCCGUCAGAGAGGUGACGUUCAGGGACUAUGCAGCCAUUGAUGCGUCCGGUAAAUGGCCGCACCGGGGGAACUUGCCCCAGUGCUACCCGAGCGCGGAGGACAUGGUGCACCGGGACUGUCUGUCGGCGCAAACCGCCGUCGUAGGGGACAUGUUUGGUAAAAACAGCCCCGCAGCCGCCGCCGCUGCUUACCACCACCACCACCACCACCACCAUACAAGCGCCGGCUCCGCUGCCACAAAUUUCUACGGGAACGUGGGCAGAAAUGGCGUGCUGCCACAGGCUUUCGACCAGUUUUACGAGACGGCGUACGGGAACGCGUCGGAGAGCUCUUCCGCGAAUGGCUACUCAGGGGACAAAACAGCGACCAAGCCGCCUAGCUCUGCGCCGGAGGACGCACCGUCUUGCCGGGACACCGAGGCGAAGGAGCAGCGGGAUGAAACAAGCAGCCCAGAGUUAUCUUCCGGCAACAAUGAGGAGAAAUCCAGCAGCAGCAGUGGACAGAGGACCCGCAAGAAAAGGUGUCCUUAUUCCAAAUAUCAGAUCAGAGAACUUGAACGAGAAUUCUUUUUCAGUGUGUACAUAAAUAAGGAGAAACGGCUGCAACUGUCUCGGAUGCUCAACCUCACCGACCGACAAGUAAAGAUUUGGUUUCAGAACCGUCGCAUGAAGGAGAAGAAACUGAACAGAGACAGAUUACAGUAUUAUACGUCUAAUCCUCUGCUUUAGUGGCCACAGCAGCACCGCCACAGCUCCAGCACUGCUCUGCUGUGGGCCUGGCUACGUUUACAGACUGGCUGACUCUCCCCGGCUGUGACUCGCCCAGUGUACAUUGUGUACCACAAUGGCCGCGACAGAUGUAACAACACAGCUCAAUGGUUAAUUUCAAGUUCGAGGACAACAGUACCCCGUGAUCUGAAAUACCUGAAGAGCGAGGCAUGAAUUAAGACAGUCUGUGGACUUUGAUUUCGCUCCUCAGACAUAGAAACUGAUUUUUGUCAUUGCCAAGACUGUGCUUGCGAAGGCCCAUGUUAAUAUUGUGAUUCACAGACGCCUUGUUUAUUUUUCUUUCACGCGGGCAACACAAAACUUUGCCACUAAUUAGUCACUAAUUGACUGGUCUAGUGUAUUUUGUAAUCAAAAGAUUUAUUUGACUUUUUUUUUUUUCUUUUUUCUGUUUUUAAAAUCAGAAAAAAAUGGUGGUUUUUAGGCUGAUGGCGAAUAUGUGACUUUAAUAGACUCGCCGAAUCUAUUGUAUAUUGGUGUGACCAAAUGAGUCCGAACGGAUGAGAAUCAUGUGUUUCUGUUUUGUGUGCUUAUUUAUUUUGUAGCCCACUCGAUUACUAUCCCCUUUUAAUGUCACGGCUAUCCAAGUCAAAGUCCAUUAUUAGCCCAGAGGCAGGCGAUUGGGAUUCUAAUGCUGAGUGUGAGCUGACCUCAAAACGAGCUUUUGUCGUUUUUCCAGUAGCCUGCAGAAUAAGGGCGGAGUAUUAUUUAUGUUUUUGCGUACCUGUCAACAGCCAAAUCCAGUUUGUCCUUUUUUUUUUUUCCUUUUUUUUUGAUUUUCGGAGACUAUCAGUUGAGCAUAAACAAUGCAGGCCAAACCAGAGAGAUAAGCUUGUCCAGUGGAUCCGUGUGGAGUUGCACUGAGGUACACGCCCAACGUAUAUUCACACAGGUAACCUACACAUGCAGCGGACCUCUUUGGUCGGACAUUGGAUUACAUUUUUUUUCUUCUCAUGAACCGUGAACCUUGGGUACUUUCAGUAUAAAAAAGAUAAACACAAAAUGCUGCAUUUUCAAGUGUGCUGUCAGGGCACGGCUGGUCAGGGCCAUCGCAUUGAAUCAAUUGCUUGGUUAUGCCCAAACUAUUGUGUAUUAUACUAUAUUUCCAAAUAAAAAAACUAAUGAAAAGAUUACUGAAAAACA
This is a messenger RNA of Stegastes partitus (bicolor damselfish), 2100 nucleotides long. It is a transcript of the gene hoxa11a, whose product is annotated as homeobox A11a. The coding region runs from base 1 to 900 and encodes 299 amino acids. Gene Ontology annotation, biological process: anatomical structure development; regulation of transcription by RNA polymerase II. Lineage: Eukaryota; Metazoa; Chordata; Actinopteri; Pomacentridae. The transcript is spliced from 2 exons. The record is from RefSeq and is a predicted model, not a curated record. Gene Ontology annotation, cellular component: nucleus. Gene Ontology annotation, molecular function: RNA polymerase II cis-regulatory region sequence-specific DNA binding; DNA-binding transcription factor activity, RNA polymerase II-specific.